UUCUGUUUCUCUUGAAGGUGUCAUCUUUGUGGGAUCCUUGUCGCGAUUCAGCAGGCAGUCUGCACAGCCUUCAUCCUUGGUAGGUCAUUGCUUGUUGAUCUCGUCUUUGCAAGGGUUGGGGGUUUUGCUUGGGCUUCCCUGGGUUGAACUGUCAGUCAUUUUGGAUCUGUCUCCGGUGUCGAGGUGCUCGCUGAUAUUCAGGAUUGACUAUUAGGGUCUUUAUGAGCUAUGGCUGAUGACGCAGUGCCAACUGGAGGUGAUGAGAUGGACCAAUCUGUUCAGGAUGGAGGAGACCUUGGUGCUGCAUCUGUUCCAUCCUCUUCGUUGGUUGAGUGUCGGGUUCCAGCGAAGCUCAAGGAGACACGUGAGGAGAUGCUCGCGCGCCAUCGACGCGAAGUGAAAGAAUUGCAAGGCAAGGAAAUAGAGAUGAAGAAGGCUGCAGCAAAGGGCAGCAAAGCAGCCCAGAAGGCUGCAAGGAAGGCUAUCGAUGAAGAGAUUGCACGAUUGGAUGCCAAGAUGAAGAAGCGCCAUGCCGCAGAAUUGGUUGUCUUGCUGGGAAGCGAUGAGCAUGAUCUGGUUGGGGUUGCAGACACCAAUGGCAUGGACGUGCUGGUGAGAGCGGUUGCAGGCGUUGGCUUGGCCCCUCCUGCCAGCAGAGCACCGACGAAAAUGAGCCGAGCUCAGCGGUGGCGAGCUACUAAGGCGACACAGGAAGCGGAAAGGGAGCAGCGCAUCCAGGAAGAGCAGAGGAGUGUUCUCAGUAGCCGGGAGUUGGAAGAUCGGCAGCUUGAGGAAAAACUGAGGCCUCUGGACUUCACUCUUCGAGAGAUCAAACCUGAUGGUCACUGCCUGUACCGAGCAGUGGAAGACCAGUUAUCAGUGUACGGGCCGCCAAAGUAUGAUUUCAUGGGUCUCCGCGCACUCGCGGCAAUGUACAUGCGACAACAUCGAGAAGAUUUCAUGCCGUUCAUCGGAGAACAAGGGGACGGAAACAGUACAGCGGAAGAUUUAGAGGUAGACGCGGAGAGGAAGUUUGAGAAGUAUUGCGAUGAGGUGGAAUCAACCGCUGCAUGGGGCGGGCAGUUGGAGCUCGGCGCACUAUCACAUGCGCUUCGCCAACACAUCAUGGUUUUCUCAGCAGACCUGCCUGUAGUUGAAAUGGGCAAAGAGUAUGAGACGGGGGCGACGGACGGCAAGGGUGGGGUGCGUAUGGGUCCUCCCUCACUCCGAGUCUCCUACCAUCGUCAUGCCUAUGGUCUCGGCGAACACUACAACUCUGUUAUACCAGCAGUUACGCCUUCGGGAGAAUGCGACACCUACAGUGCGUAGACAACCCCUAUAUCCUCUCAGACCCCAAUUAUUACAUACUUGCGAAGUGGUGUAGGAUCUUUUACAGUCCAUCUCUGUGUGCCCGUCUUGCAGUGUCCUCACCGACGUCAGUGGGGGUCGUCUCUGCUGUCGGCUUGCGAUGUUUUGUGCGUCAAACUCUAACCCUAUUAACUUGCAAACCGGUGUCCCAUCAAUGACGGAAGGCUUUUCCCACUGAUCUCUUGGAGACUGCAAAGAAAUCCAAUAGACACGUGCUGUGUCGUGGGAGUGGGAGUCGGAGUCCAAUGCAUUGCCUUCCUGCCUCCUGUUCACGGACUGGCUGGUUUCGCAGGCAACAAUCUACAGACUGGCACAUUGAAUCCUGGCUCUUUUCUUCCAUUGGGAGUGCUUCUAUUGAUAUCGUGUCAGGUUAAAACUUUAGAUUUGUGAAACAGAAUUGCGUUUGCUUCGUUAGGCCACCCUCUUCCUUGCCUGGACUGUCUCUGGACAGGAGCUGCCUAAACAGCGGGAAACCGUCACGUGUAGAGUCCCUUCCUCCUUAAUUUGUGGCCAUCGAGCAGAAUCAGGCUGUGUACUGUUGUUCAUGAGAAUAGUGUUUGGCUUAGCUGGUGAUUAGUAAAUGAUGUGUGUUUGCGGUGUGCGCAUCAAGGCAUGAUAACGAACAGGCCGAGUGAGAGUGAGUGGGGAAGAUGUGUCCGGGAGGCGCAUAGUGUAUGACCAACGCCGGUUUAUUAACGUCUGCAAAUGAGUCGUCAAGAGUAGUCGAAGCAAUGAAACUUUUGUGUGUGUGAUCAUUGAUGCUUCAUAGCUGUGUGCAGGCCAACGUUGAAUGUCGAGUGGGAGGCAUUUUGCCAGUUGGGUGCAACGUCAAGGUGACCGGGGCAGGGCCAGGGAGGAGGGGAAGGAAGGACGAGGGGGGAUGGGGCGGGGAGCUGUUUCUCUGAAGUGCUAAUCAGUUGGCUGGUUAGCGGGAGUAGUACCUAUUAGUCUAGUCUGCUAUACAAUCCUUUGUGAAUCAUCAUGGACUCUAUUCAGUUGCCGAUCUUGGUGGCCCCGAUCGACGGAUGGGUUGCGUUCAUCUGCAUGGUUCUGUUGAUCCUGCUUUAACCAUACGACUGUGGCUAGUUUGUCAGUGAUGGGCCAGGGUUAAGCUGUCUCUGAGCUUUCACACUUGACAAGUACAGAGGUUCUUUGGGGCAUGGAGGUGGCCCUGAUCUCCUUUGGAAACUCCCAUCCCAUGUCCAUACAGCAACCCACUAUUUGUUGAAUUUGCGCUUUAUAGUGUGGUGGCUUUUUUCUCAGGGAUGGACCCCAGGGGUUAGUUAGACUGUCUCUAAGCGUAGCGUUCACCCUUGAUAAGCACGGCAGCUCUUUGGGUUCCUUUGGUACCUCCUGAGUCCAUUCAGCAACCCGCUCUUUGUUGAAGUUUGUGACGCUUCUUCGGGUGCACGGAGGCGGCGCCGAUCUCCGUCACAAAGCCCCGCGGGCAUCAUUCAGCAACCCACGCUUCGUUGGAGUCGAGUUUUCUAGUUAGUUCGUGCGUCCCUCUUUUGAGAGCAGAGUCACUUUUGCUCUUGGCUAUCCAUCUCUGCAUGGAGUGUACCACUGAGUCUUUUUGUGGCCCUUCAACCUUUUUACGAGCAGCCACCUCUUUCCUGUUCGUCGUCGGUUAUUCGGCGUCUCAAUGUUCAUCAAUCUGUCAAGAAUUCAAACCCUGUUGGAAUGGGUAAAUGAUGUGAAAGGGGUUGACCCCAUUUGGAAGAGGGAGGGGGGGGCAUCAAUACGACAGCAGCGAGACAAUGCUGGGAUGAGCAGCAGGCCGACUGGCUGGCUGGCGUGUGUGUUUUGCUCUUUAGCUAUUCGUGCAGCCGCCAUUGCAAGGUGUUCGUGAAGACGCGGCGGCAAGCUUAAGCUUAAGCUAUUUGAGCAGACGGGAUGUCGAGAUAAGCUAUUCGCUCAGAUGGCAUGACAAGCUAUCCAUGCAGAUGGUUGGCAUGUGAAUAUGAGAUGAAAAGACAUGGGUUCGAUCCAUGUGUGGCGUUUUGGAAUGGGUGCUGUGGAAUGCUCUGAAGUUGUAGAUGUGGUGUACUUCCUUCGCUCCCUCCCUUCACUCUGUCCCCUCACUCCGUCCCUUCAGUCCGUCCCUUCGCUCCCUUCACUCUCUUCACGCCCUUGACUCCCGUAACUCGUUAUUUUAUACCAUGGAUUCUUUCAUUUACUUAUCCUCCUAACCCAUUAUUUUAUGCCAUGGAUUCUUUCAAUUAUCUACAUCCUCCUAUCCCCUCGAUCACUCCCCUCAAUCCCAUAACUCAUUAUUUUAUGCCUGCGUAGCACGGUGAACAUGUUUGUGCCCCUCCCCGAUCUUGUGCGAACGGCUGGCGAACGUGUUCAGGGAAACAUAUAUUUAUUUUCGUUUCUUGAUUUUUAACUCACGGUUUGCUAAGAUUUG
This is a messenger RNA of Chara braunii, 3778 nucleotides long. NCBI's taxonomy places the organism in Eukaryota, Viridiplantae, Streptophyta, Charophyceae, Charales, Characeae. The record is from the annotation of a GenBank genome assembly.